GCGCUGCCUUCGUCCAGAUGCUGUGUCCAUUGGUCCAGCACGGCAAUGAGCUGCGGCCGGCACCGUUCAUCAUCUGCCCGUUUUGGGCGCCCAGCCGUACACGUGAACUAACAGUCUUGGCUUCAGGGCAGGUCGCUAAAAUGGACUCCUGUGACAUCAAGAUCAAGGUCAAGAUCAACGGAAGUAAACAGAGCGACGCUGCGGAGUCUGUCACGCCGCCCACGCCCACACAGUGCCCCCACGCCUCCACGCCCAUCCAGUGCCCCCACGCCCAUCCAGUGCCCCCACGCCUCCACGCCCAUCCAGUUCAGAGUGAGGGCAGUUCUUACCUCAAUGACCUCUCUCAGGUGUCUGCUACGGUGGUGAACCUCCUGCUCCAAACCCAGGAGCAGAGUGAGUCGGAGCUCCAGGACGCACAUGACCAGAUCUCAGACGCACACAGGCAGAUCAGCGCGUACAUGGCACAGCUGGAGGACGCACACAGGGAGCUGGAGGUGUACAAGGACCAGCUGCAGCGAGCGUCUUCCCAGAUCGAGGAGAUGAGGGAGAGAGGGAGGGAGGAGGAGAGGGAUGAGGAGGAGGAGGAGGAGGAGGAGGAGAGGCGGAGGAAGGAGGCAACACUGAAGGAGGAGCAACUAGAAGGCAAAAUUAGAGCGAGAAUCGAGGAAGAGAGAGAGAGAAUCAAAGCAAGCUACGUCGAGCGAGAGAGGAGUGCUGUGGAGCAGGUGGAGCGAGCCGUUAGAGAGAGGUCAGCCUGAUAAAGAGGUAGAAAUUUUGGCCAAGGAGGUCCAGAAGUUGAUGCAGGAUUCUGAAGCGCCCGCCGAGGAUGACAAUUCCCGUGUUCUAAGGAGCGGGUCAACUCAUGACAGAGCUCCUCCUCCUCCUCCUCCUCCUCCUCCUUCUCUCCCGCAUGAUAACAAAGGUGCCUCGAUCCUUGGCCAGCCUGAAGAGUUCUGCGUCCAGGCCCAGACGGUGAGCCUGGUGACUGUCCAGGAGGCAGACAGGGACAGACAGGGACGCAGUUUGGAGGCUGUAACAUAACAUGCUGGCAGGACACUUCAGGCAACUCUGUCUGUCCCAAACCUGCUACCAACCUGUACCAACCACAAACAAGUAUUGAACAACUCCGGAAAACUUCGAAAGGAAGAACCAAAGGAAGGAAGGAAGACCAUCUCAGAAGACCCCAGAGUCAGCCCCUACAGUCCAUCAUAGUCCAAGAAAUAGCUGAAGGAAGUCCCAAGUCCAAGCGACCUUCCUUUCUUUCUGAUUCAAGUCGUCUGUACCUUCAGCGAGGGGGCAAGGCGACCAUGGACCUCUCCCUUCCCUUCCCUUCCUUCCUUCCUUCCUUUCCUUUCCCUUUCCUUCCUUUUCCUUCCCCUUCCCUUCCUGUCCCUUCCUGUCCCUUCCCCUCCCUGUCAUCAGCCACACAGUGUCUGCCAUCCAUGUCUUGCAGCAGGCCAGCCAUUCUGACUUGCUCUUCCUUCCAAGCAAGCAGUCACUCUCUCCUCAGCACAUGACCCAGAAGCUUCACUUGUCCUAUGCUUUUCAUCAAGUGCCUGGCUGUCUGCUGCUGCUCUUUGUCAUAGAGUUAAGUUGUCAUUAUCUUAGUUAGUUAGUUAGUUAGAGGUCCAGAUAAUUGUUGUAUGGGCAAGACUCCUGUCCCUCCCUCUCCUUCCCUCCCUUCCUCUCCACAUGUCCCCCAAGUUCCCAGUCUGUGGAGGUCCAGAUAAUUGUUGUAUGGGCAAGACUCCUGACCCUCCCUCUCCUUCCCUCCCUUCCUCUCCACCUGUUCCCCAAGUUCCCAGUCUGUGGAGGUCCAGAUAAUUGUUGUAUGGGCAAGACUCCUGUCCCUCCCUCUCCUUCCCUCCCUUCCUCUCCCUCUCCCCCAAGUUCCCAGUCUGCAGAGGUCCAGAUAAUUGUUGUAUGGGCAAGACUCCUGUCCCUCCCUCUCCUUCCCUCCCUUCCUCUCCCUCUCCCCCAAGUUCCCAGUCUGCAGAGGUCCAGAUAAUUGUUGUAAGGGCAAGACUCCUGUCCCUCCCUCUCCCUUCCUUUCCAGUCUUUCUUGUUCCAUUAUUUAUUUUCUCUCCCUUAGUCUUUCUUUGCUCUCUCCCUUCUUUCAUCUCCUCUCCCUUCAGCCGCAUUAUCGUCUUCCUUCUAAUCCAUAGCAUUUUCUCUCUCCCUUUUACAUCUGCUUUAUUUCCUUCUCUCUCUCUCUCUCUCUCUCUCUCUCUCUCUCUCUCUCUCUCUCUCUCUCUCUCUCUCUCUCUCUCUCU
Eriocheir sinensis (Chinese mitten crab) is the source of this 2273-nucleotide messenger RNA. Its product is annotated as microtubule-associated protein RP/EB family member 1-like. Lineage: Eukaryota; Metazoa; Arthropoda; Malacostraca; Decapoda; Varunidae. Bases 18 to 758 code for a protein of 246 amino acids. The transcript has 11 exons. The record is from RefSeq and is a predicted model, not a curated record.